Molecule: messenger RNA, 699 nt
Organism: Durio zibethinus
Lineage: Eukaryota; Viridiplantae; Streptophyta; Magnoliopsida; Malvales; Malvaceae
Product: 10 kDa chaperonin 1, chloroplastic-like
Cellular component (GO): mitochondrion; chloroplast
Molecular function (GO): protein folding chaperone; ATP binding; metal ion binding
Source: RefSeq, a predicted model, not a curated record
ACUGAGAGGCAAAUGAGGGCUUUGGUUACUUUGUUUUGGCAAACGCUCCCUUGAUUCUACCCACGAACAAUUCAUAGAAGCAUCUUAUCCAUGGCGUCUACAUUUCUCCCAGUACCAAAAACCUUUACUCUAAACAAGCCUACCCUCCCUUCUCUUCCCACCCACAAACUUCUUGGGUCUCGAAGAACUUCUAUAAGAAUCAAUGCGGUUGCAAGUAAAUGGGAACCCACCAAGGUUGUUCCACAAGCUGACAGGGUUCUUAUCCGUCUCCAAGAGUUACCCGAGAAAUCAGAUGGCGGAGUUUUGUUGCCCAAAUCAGCUGUCACGUUUGAGAGAUACCUGAUGGGAGAGAUAGUUUCUAUUGGUACCGAAGUUGGACAAGUGGAGCCUGGAAAGAAGGUUCUUUUCUCUGACAUAAAUGCUUAUGAGGUCGAUUUGGGAACGGAUACCAGGCACGUCUUCUGUAAAGAGAUUGACUUGUUAGCUGAAGUCGAUUGAAGUUUCUGGUCUUUGACGUUGGCACUUAUGCAGUAAAUUUUUGCCUUGUGCCUAACUUUAGAAUGUAUUUCAGAAUUGAGCAGUUCUUGUUGCGUUUUUAUAGCUCGUCACUUUGUAAGGCAUGCUCUGCUACAUUUAUGUCAGUAACUUGUUGGAGAUGAUAAUAAUUCACGAAUAUUCUAUGUUUUAUUUUUUAGAAAA